Mobula hypostoma (lesser devil ray) is the source of this 7204-nucleotide messenger RNA. RefSeq names its product acid-sensing (proton-gated) ion channel 1b (gene asic1b). Lineage: Eukaryota; Metazoa; Chordata; Chondrichthyes; Myliobatiformes; Myliobatidae. Gene Ontology annotation, biological process: sodium ion transmembrane transport. Bases 119 to 1690 code for a protein of 523 amino acids. The record is from RefSeq and is a predicted model, not a curated record. The transcript has 10 exons. Gene Ontology annotation, cellular component: plasma membrane. Gene Ontology annotation, molecular function: ligand-gated sodium channel activity.
CAGGAGCAUGUAUGCACAGUGCAUCCUGCCAGAGAGAAGCGUGCAAGCACUCUUUACUACUGCAAGGUAGAAAGGACUUGAGCAAUGAUGAUGCUGAACUGAUGUAGCUAACACCAGCAUGGACCAUUCCCUGCACGAAAUCACCCAGCCAUUUCUGGAGCACACCAAAUUACAUGGCAUCAGGUACAUUUCCUGCAAGCGUCUCUCAUAUCAGCGGCGGGCGCUGUGGCUUCUGGCUCUAAUUGUCUCAUUGGGGCUCCUGUGCACCUGGUCCUCCAAUCGGAUCAGGUACCUGUUGUCCUCGCCAGUCCAUACCAAACUGCACAUGAUCUGGGCUAAGAACCUCUCAUUCCCAGCUGUCACCAUUUGUAACAACAACAUGCUGGUUCUGCGAAGGAUGACGAAGUCGGACAUCUACCUGACUGGCCACUGGCUGGGGCUGCUGAACAAGAGCCACAGCGUAAACCCCAAUGUUCUCGAAAUCCUCAAGGACAAGCGAUGGAAGUGGGUAGAAAAGUUGCUGGAUUUCUCUCACUUCUUGCCCCCACGAGCAACCGAGAGUGCCAUGUUCCAACUUCUCAAUCGCCUAGGUCACCAAAUCGAAGACAUGGUCCUUGACUGUAGGUUCCAGGGGCGGCUGUGCGGACCACAGAAUUUUACAACCGUGUUCACAAGGUACGGCAAGUGUUACACUUUUAACUCGGGACAAACUAAAGACCAGCCAAUCCUGACUACCUUGAAGGGCGGAACAGGGAACGGUCUGGAACUGAUGUUGGACAUUCAACAAGAUGAGUACCUUCCUGUCUGGGGGGAAACAGAUGAAACCUCCUUUGAAGCUGGUAUAAAGGUUCAGAUCCAUGGUCAGAAUGAACCACCAUUUAUUGACCAGCUGGGUUUCGGAGUGCCACCUGGAUUUCAAACAUUUGUGUCCUGUCAAGAACAGCGGCUCAUCUACUUGCCUCCACCCUGGGGUGACUGCAAAUCCACCCCAAUGGACUCAGACUUCUUUGACACGUACAGCAUCACUGCUUGCAGAAUUGACUGUGAAACUCGGUACUUGGUUGAAAACUGUAACUGUCGGAUGGUACACAUGCCAGGGGAUGCUCCAUAUUGUACUCCGGAACAGUACAGAGAGUGUGCAGACCCAGCCCUAGGGUUCUUGGUGGAGAAGGACAGUCUAUUUUGUACAUGUGAGACGCCAUGCAACAUGACUCGAUAUGGUAAGGAGCUGUCCAUGGUAAAAAUUCCCAGCAAGGCUUCGGCCAAAUACCUGGCCAAAAAGUACAACAAAUCAGAAGAUUACAUAGGGGAGAACAUUCUUGUGCUUGAUAUAUUCUUUGAAGCCCUGAAUUACGAAACGAUUGAACAGAAGAAAGCUUAUGAAGUGGCUGGCUUAUUGGGUGACAUUGGAGGUCAAAUGGGAUUAUUCAUUGGUGCAAGUCUUCUGACAAUCCUGGAGCUUUUUGACUACGUGUAUGAGGUGUUGAAACACAAACUCUGCGGUUUACUGAAAUAUGGGAAACAGCAGAAGAGGAACAACAACAACAAAGGAGUAACUCUCAGCCUGGAUGACAUCAAACGCCAUAACCCAUGUGAGAAUCUAAGGAGCCACCCGGCGGGAAUGACGUACCCAGCGAACAUUCUACCUCACCACCCGCCCCGCAGCACCUUCGAAGACUUCACUUGCUGAUGGCGGAGCCUGACAAUUGGCGACACCCACAACACCCACUUAUCUCACAGUUCAACGAGCAGAAAGGAGAUUGGACUGUCCACGGAGAUUGGGGCUGUCCAAUCCUGACCUACCAAAGUCAUUGAACAAACCUUCUGGAGACACAUUCAAAAGCAAAUCGACAACCCGACUAUGCGCUUGAAACAAAAUGGCAGUAUUGGGGAUGACUGUUCCGUGGACUCCACUCACUAACUUUUCAAAAAAAAAAGAAAAAAAAAACAACUUUUUUCUCUCAUCUAGAGUCAUAUUCCAGUUUUGUAAAAGGGAUUUUUUAUUCACUCUUUAUCGUAAAUGCUUAUGUAGGCCGCUUGUAUUAUCUUGUGUGAUCAUGUUCUUAAGCUUAAUGAAAGCAUUUAGAUCCCAUUUCAUCUCAUCUUGUGAAAUCAUUUGCUGCAGCAACUCAUUCUACCGUGACAGCUUUUGUUCAUGAGUAGCCUUUCACCCCUUCACCAAAUGGUCACUUCACACUAUAGUUCCCUUGCAGUUGGUGGAAGGCACCAAAGAGGGGAAGAGUGGUGCAGGCUUGAUUGAUGGGUUUGUGCUGAAUUAUUCAUUCGUCGCGUAACCAUACAGGUUCAAUCCAAUCUAACACUGAGGGAGCAGCACUGCACGUGGUAAAUCAGUGGAUGAUGGCAACGAGAACCAUCAGUCCAGGUUGUAAAGACAGUUGGUACCUCAUCCGUUUUGUACUGCUGCCCGUUUGGUGCUGCAUCGCGUUCUUUUACCCCUUGAAGAAACGAUGCAGGUUCCUGUCUUCGAUGAAUGCUUUUGCUUCUGCAGUGCCCAGUGCGGUACCGCAUGUGCUUUCCCAGCCCAAUGUUCUUGACGUUGCCUAAGAAAGCAGAAUAAAGCUUGUUGAGAAGAAGCUGGCGAUAGAUGGAAGGUCAUAAAGAGGAAAAAGUUGGAAAUCCAAAGAGCUUCACUCCGUGUCUGACCCCCGAUGGUACAUGGCAGGAACGGGUAGAAGGAGCUUCACUCCAUGUCAGCUAUGGCCCACAGCAAAGACUGGGCAGACCUUAUGGCACCUGCAGGAAGAGAAUGGUUUGGACUUAAUGCUGACCUUGCGUUAGAAACAGAAGCACUGUGGCAAUGAUCAUGGGCUACGUUUCCAUCAAAUCACAGUGGAGAUAAAGCUCCCUCGCUCUGGUUUGGGUUAGUUUGACACAUGACCUCCAUGUAAAUGUUACUAAAAGGAAAUAGAAGAAUUAAAAUAAAACACCCAACCCUCAUCCACUGCCUAAACAGAGAGUAGAGUCGGUGUUCUCAGAGAGACAAACACUGUAACACAAAGCUCCAUGAAAGUGAUAUUUUGCCCCCAAUGAAUGUUGGUGACCACUGAGUGAGACAGGAUUUCAGUUUCUUGGACAGUUCCUGAGAUGCUCUCACUGCUCUUGGAUUUGAAUACCACACCGCUGCCUGGUCUGCUAUUCUCGACUGCUACCUUUGCUAAGGAUCCUCAGUGAAGGGUCGAUGCUGAUAGGGCAGGAUGCCACCAACAAUUAUCAAGGAAAAUAGGUAUACUGUAUAUUGUACAAAGAAGUGGAUUCUUAAGAGCCCUGCAGAUCAUAGAAGUGAAUGACAAUGGCAUCAAGGGUCAAGGAACUCAGAGUGUAGCCAGGAUACAGAUGAACCAUAAGCAAAUUAAAUAGGGGAGCAUGCAUGAGGAAGAGCCGGCUGGUGGCGUAGUGGCAUCAGUGCCGGACUUCGGAGCGAAGGCUCCCGAGUUCGAACCCAGCCGGCUCCCCGGCACGCUUUCCAUCUGUGCUGGGUUGAGCGUCGAGCUAGCAACUUGACCUUGUAAAAAAGAAAUUGCCUGCUACAGAAAUAUCAACAGCAAAAUGUUGAUGGCCUAUGUUCUCUCGUGAGUUUAAAAGGCAAGGAAUGAGGAAGUCUUCCUGUUCCUAACAUUUGCCAUAAGGUGGGAUUCUCUCCCAAGGCAGUCUCACUCCAGAGGAUGCUAAUAGAAGGUGUCAGUGACCUAAGGUGAUCCUUUCUCAUUGACUCUGAGUGCUGGACUGCCAGUUCAUUCCUGCUUUUCAGUUGUUACAUGAUGUCUGGAAUCGCUUAAGCAAGGGACACCAUCCACCAGCUCAUGCCUGUGAUGACCACCAUUCUGGGUUUCAGUUUGCCCACUCUGGGUGGAAUGUUGAUCAGGGACAGGGCAAUUCAGAUCCCUCCCUAGAGCAGCAGGUGAAUGAGGGGUCAGGAGUUGUGGAGGGAAAAAGAGAGAACUGAUCAUCAAACCUGACAUGGUUUGAAUUUAUUAAUCAAGAUACAUAGCUGGGCUACUGCACAACUAAGUGUUGAAUACAAUAUUAACCUCUAAACUUCAGAUCACUUUUGUGAUCUGAGGUGAGUAUGAAGCUAUUUAGUGGCCUGCGCACAGCCAAGGACAGUAGGAUUCCGAUAUGGUUUUGUGAACAUACUUGCACCUCUCUUGCUCACAGCAAGCCUUCAAAACCUCAUCUCUGGUUGUAGCACCUUGAUUGCGCCUGGACUUGGGGCAGACUCCAUACUUUCUAUUUAUCAAAAAAUAAAACCAUGUCAUUUGACAGCAAAUUUAUCCCUGUUCCCUCCUAGGCAAUUAUUCUUCAUCUCUAGACGCCCAGCUUGUAGUAACUGUCCAAAGCAGCAUGAUGGAAUUCAGGAGCUCAGUGUCCUGGUCCAGCAUUGGUCUGGAAUUGGGCCAUUGACCAGCUUUUAGUCAGUCAUUGAGUUGGAAAGUGAUUAGCACAUUCCCAUCUGAAUCAGAACUCCAAGACAGGAGACAACACUUUCUUUAGACUUUAGUGUGUGGUGACCAUUGCUGUAAGCAACACAGAACAUAAUUGAUUUCAGCAUGGAUUAUCAUAGUAAAACCUUGGUUAACCACCACGAGAGGUUCUCCACUAUUGUAUUAUACUCUUACAAACCUGUCAUGCAAGACAAACCAUCUGAUGUUUGAAGAAUCUCAACAGAGUAAUCUGUGUGCUUGAAUUUAUCUUAAGGAAACUUCAGUCUCCACUUUGGAGAGGAGGUGAAUUGGUGAUUAACGUCAACAAAGGACUAACAAUCUAAUUCAAACUGCAGAGGUAAUCAUUUGAAACUAGCCUGACAUUAAGUAAUGUGAAGCUCUGUACUAAAUAUUAAGUUCGUUGGCAUUUUAAAUGACUGUCAGAGUCAUGGGAGUGUAAAUUGAUUUCAUUCCAGUGACUGGAACCAACGGCCUCCUACUUCUCAGAAGACGUGUCAUGGUUAGCUGGCAGCUAAGAGUCUGUAAGGCAAGGGGAUUCUUCAUGCACUGAUGAUCAGCCAGGAUACCUGUGACAAGCAAUUGGAGCACAGUGACCUAAAACAGAAACAAAGCCAGCAGUACUGUUGGUGUCAGCCAUGACCAGAUUUAUAUUGACUUGGGACAUUAUAAAAGUGAGCACAGACAUCUCUUGCUAAUGUGUCUUUCUCUACACUGGAAAUAGUUAGCCAAAGGCAGAGAAAUAAGAAGGAUUUUGAGAUCUCCCGUUAAUGUGGGAUUGGUACCACAUUGAAAACACUGGUGUAUUUUAAAGAAGUUUUGGAUUUGGGAAGUGCAGUACCUGGGCCUCUCAGAUUCAGGCUUCUAGUCACUCACUGAAAAUGUGCCUUUGGUCUUGGGUGGUUUUCCUGGCCCAUCGUGAAGGGAGAGAUGACCUUGGUGCUGUUCUUGCUGGGAUUACAGAAUAAAGCAGCUUUAACAAUGCAUCCAUUGUAAACUGGCGUUUAUAGCCAUGAAAUAGUUGACCUCACCUUGGGAGAAUUAGGUGAGUAGAUGUGGUGAAGAAUAGAGAUGUUACAUUGCUUCUCAGCUGAGAUGACACAUAAUGACCGUGGGAGCAUCGAACAUUUAUGUUAACUGCUGAUUCUGAUGGAUUUCAGAAGGCUGGCUGCUGAUAAUGGGUGUGAAAAAAUUGGUAACCUUUUGCUACUGUUAACAUUAUUCAGCAAAAGAAGAACUAACAGCCAGUCUUUGCCUUGAAAGAAAAUGUUUGUCCAAUUCCGCCCCCCCCCCCACUUAAGGUAAGAAUUUUUUUAGGUGAAUUACCAAAAGCUGCACUUAGACCAGCCCAGUGGUGAAUUUCUAAUUCCUUGAUUGCAAAGUACUAUUAGAACCAGCGCCUUAACCAUCCUCAGUGCUGAUGCUUUGUAUAUUGAUAUUGGUUUCCUCAAUCAGGUAGACCACUUGCUUGAAGCUUUUAAGAAGCGUCUUGCCUCAUACAAGGAGGAGAAGUAUGAAAAUCUUCUCAAUAAGGUCUGUCAGCAUUGGCAGAUGCCACUCAAUCCACAUAUGGACAGAAAUAGAAGUUCCAAGGCAAACCUCUUUCCGCCCUUUUUCCAGGACCCUGCUAACCAACAGAGAACCCCCAACCUCCCUCCUGCAAUAACAACUUCCAACUUGAACUUACUUAGCCAAUGGUCUCAGAGCCUUCACACUGCCUGCAGUUCUCCAGUCUCCAAGUGACAAUCCACAAGAAAGCUCUGACAGUCAUUUAAAUGUUUGUUUUUUGUUAAAUGUAAGAUAAAGGAGUGAUACCUAGGGAGCAAAUUGAAACCAAGCCAAUACCGUCAAGCCUGUGCAAUUCCUGUUAUGUAUCAGUCCCGCCAAAUAACAUCAGAUACAAUACAUUGACUUGCAUCUUAUUCACUUAGCUUAAUGUGUUAUGUAUAGAAACCAUUAGAUGCUCUUAAUAUUACAAAGCUAUUGUGCCAUUCCUUGUUACUGACUUCAGACUGCCUUUACUUGUAUGAGGAACAAAACAAAACAUUUAGCCUUUAACAUGGAAUCUAUAUGUACUAUGUACAAAUUUUAUUCAGAUAAAGCACAAGGGUACAGAAUGGUAGAGUACGAUGGGUGAUUCACUAUUUUAUCAUUGGAAAACAUGGGAGCUGCAAUGAAUAGUUUCUGUAGCUGAAGCACCAUUGUCUCUUCCCGAAUUUUGAUUGGCAGACUGUAGUAUUUUACUAUUCUGGAAGGUUGGUCUUGAUUCGGAAUUCACACACACACACACACACACACACACACACACUAAAUUGUCCAAAGAGAAAAGACAAGGGGAUUUUUAUGGUAAUCUUAGAAUGCUAGGUGAAGACUCAGCUCAAGAAACCUCAUCACUGGUCUUCAGAUCUUCAUUCUGUUGCUUUGUCUAAGCUCAAGACAAUGGCUGUUCAGUGAGGCAAAAGUUGCCCCAUUGGAACAAAGCAUUUCAUCAGUGACAUUGGCAGCAUUCCAUCAGCUAGUCAUGGUGGGCCUGCUGGAGUGAAAGGGUGGCCUCGUGAAGGAUCGGGAUAUCUUGAGUAGUUAGGGUCAGUUUUGGGUACACAUGCAGUCAAAGAGGUUGGAGCUUUCAAAUCACAGAGAUCAUGGCUUCUUGUGAGAAAACCAAUUUUCAAGUAUAUUGUACCUGCCAUCAAUAAAGAUGCCCUUCUUUACAUAUAUGAUAUUAAUAAAUAUAUAUCAUAGUA